GCGACGCGGUUGUGUCGUUCCGGCUAAGACAAACUCGGAGUUCCUCCCAACUCGAGUCAGAAGACGACGCAUUGGAUGCCCCGUGGGCGCGCGUUAUCCAAAGGACUGUGAAAUCGUUGAGUGCUGCACAGUGUUGAUGGCAUGUCAGAAGCCUCUCAAAUAAACAUACUGUAAUUUAAUUUAUGCGGACCAAUUUGGUGCGGCGCUGAGCGAGUGCUCUUGACUUUGUUUCGGUGCCACUGCAACGCGGCACUGGAUGCUGGCUGCAACUCUCGGCCGCUGUCUCUGACAUUUGAUCUUUGCAAAGAUCACACUGAAUCACCUCGCACCGCCUCGCAUCGCGUCGGAUGUGUGAAGAGAGCUGCGACCGACCGACCGACCAUAUGGAAUAUAUUUUAGCACGCCACCACCUACAGCGACAAUUAGUUUGUUCAAUUUAAGACCCAAAGCUCUCCACCGAGUCCACUGAGUCCACAGAGUCCACCAACAUCGCCGCAAGCUCAUCAUCAGUUCGGAGAGAACCAACGGAAUCGCCAAAAUGUUGGCCCAAGCAAUCCCAACGCAGUCACGGCUUUUGGCCUUGGCUUUGUUCUGCUCAGCGUUAUUUUUGGCCAGUGAGGCUCAAAAAACCAUCCAGACUGCGGAUCCUGCCUCACACCUUAUGCAGAAGACUUCGUUCUCCUGCGCCGGUCGUCCUGCCGGCUACUACGCGGAUGUGGAGACGGGCUGCCAGGUGUACCAUAUGUGCGAUGGCCUCGGAAGGCAAUUCAGCUACACGUGUCCGAACACGACUCUCUUCCAGCAGCGGAUGCUGAUCUGCGACCACUGGUAUAUGGUGAACUGUUCGAAGGCGGAGAGCAACUAUGCGGCCAAUCUCCUCAUUGGUCAGCGGGACAAGCCCUUCGUGAACGAUGAGGAGAACAGCUUGCGCACUCCGAGACCCGACCUCUUGGAUCGCCCAUAUGCACCCGACUAUUCUGGCGAGUCCUUUAGGAGCCAAUACAAGCAACUGACGCCGAAUCAGAACCAGAUACGUGACGAAUCCUUUAAGGGCGUUGGUUCUGGCAAACUGGAUCCCCAAUUGUCCCAGACGCGCUGGCGCAUACCGCCACCCAGCCGGACCAUCCUACCACCGGCCUACGAGCCGCAGAUCGAGCUGGCCAGCAGCACGGCCAAGCCCAGGAUAAGCACCACAAUUCGAACAACCACCUCUACCAGGGCCACCACUACUACUACAACGACGACCACCACUAGGAGACCUCCAGUGGUGGCCACCAGGCGCACUGGGGCCCUGCUCACGCGACGACCCAGCUUCCCGGUGGCGGAUCACGAUACAGACGAUCUGGGUACCAGCCACAGCACGCGGUACAACACCUCGGCGGACUUCAACUCGGCGGAGGCACCCUUCCGUAACACCAAGCUCACCAGCACCAAGCUUAAUAAGUUCGUUAAGCCGCCCUCGAAGAUCUACGAGCCGCCCUUCGUGUACCCCAUCUACAACCUAGAGGAGACGCAAAAUAGUGGCGCGGUCUCCUCCUCCACGCUGCGUACCUCAACGGCGGCACCGUUCAGUGCUGUUCCCAGCCGGGCGGAGGGCAGCACCACCACAGUAAGACCUUUGAGUAGACCGACUACCUUGGCGGGUCAACCGUUCUCCUUCGCCACGCCACCCACUACAACGAGCACGGUGGCUAUUCCGCCUCGCAGUGAGAACCGGACACCGGCUCCGGCCCAAAGCUUCCGCCUGGCCACGCCCACCAGCACAACGCCACCGCCAGUGCAGCCCGCCCAGUUGCCCUUUAACGACCUCCUGCCACCCUUUGUGGACUUUGUGCCCCACGACAUAGCCACCACACAAGGUCCGCCCAUUUACUACGAGUGGAAGGUGCCCUCGAAUGGCCUCGAGCCGCCGAAGCUAGAUCCACCCAUCGGUGUGGAUGGACGCGAAUAUCCGGAGACAACUGGGAACUACGGAGUCUCCAGCAAGGCAGAAAUAUUUAACACGCGGAUCAACGACAUUGCCAUUCCCCAAAAGAAACCGGCGCAGAUUCCUGUUCUCACCCAGCAGUCGAGCACCAGCCGACGGCUGCCCAUCUCGCGAUCCAUCAAGGCGAAGGACGAGGAGCAGCAGACGGAGCAGGCGCAGCGCCGAUCAGACGUGGUGGCCAGCUCCACGGACAUUGGUCAUCUGCGCAAGCAGUUGCUCAUUCCGGAGUACGCCUUCCUGGAGACCAUCGGCCGCACCGGCUACGGUCCGGGAGCUGCUGCGGGACCAGGAGCCGGCUUCAGUGGCUCCAACAGCGGGGACCUGUACAACUCGUUCCAGCUGAAGAUCCCCGAGCAGCGGGCAAAGUGGUUCGGCGAGAACCCCAAGUGCCCGGAGUGCCAUCCGUCGUUCGUUCAGCCGGGUAGCUGCGAGCCCUGCCUGCGCAGGUAGUCCCUGCCGUCCAUCCUCCGUCCCAUCGCCCAUUAGACGCAUCCAUUAUCCGCAUCCGCAUUUGCUCCUAGCCCUAGUAUUAGCCGCCGCUGAGAAGCCCCGGAGAGAAGCAUCUUCCACGCAUUUAAGU
Drosophila serrata is the source of this 2567-nucleotide messenger RNA. It is a transcript of the gene js, whose product is annotated as jiangshi. The record is from RefSeq and is a predicted model, not a curated record. Lineage: Eukaryota; Metazoa; Arthropoda; Insecta; Diptera; Drosophilidae. Gene Ontology annotation, cellular component: extracellular region. Gene Ontology annotation, molecular function: chitin binding.